Mandrillus leucophaeus (drill) is the source of this 1480-nucleotide messenger RNA. It is a transcript of the gene DTD1, whose product is annotated as D-tyrosyl-tRNA deacylase 1. The transcript is spliced from 7 exons. Gene Ontology annotation, molecular function: D-tyrosyl-tRNA(Tyr) deacylase activity. NCBI's taxonomy places the organism in Eukaryota, Metazoa, Chordata, Mammalia, Primates, Cercopithecidae. The coding region runs from base 1 to 897 and encodes 298 amino acids. Gene Ontology annotation, biological process: tRNA metabolic process. The record is from RefSeq and is a predicted model, not a curated record. Gene Ontology annotation, cellular component: cytoplasm.
AUGGCGGAGCCUCGGAGCAUCCCCGUGGCCCGCUCUUCAGGGAGCGUUGAUGAACCACGCGAUGAAAUGCACAGAUGCGAAGAGUUGCUCCUUGGGCUAAGCUCUGACAGUUGCGUGCACGCACGUGACUGGAACCCAGGCUGGAUGAAGGGCGCCCCGCGCCCAGAACGCCCCUCGCCCUCUGUCGCUGAACUCUGCGCCGAGGGAUCAGGAUCUAAAGAAUUCAAGAUGAAAACAUCUCUCUUUUUCACUCAUUUUUUGUGGACCAAGCCACCCGACCCCUGGUCAUCACUCGAGCACUCUAGUCUUGUUGGAGGAGAGCAGAUUAGUGCCAUUGGAAGGGGCAUAUGUGUAUUGCUGGGUAUUUCCCUGGAGGAUACGCAGAAGGAACUGGAGCACAUGGUCCGAAAGAUUCUAAACCUGCGUGUGUUUGAGGAUGAGAGCGGGAAGCACUGGUCUAAGAGUGUGAUGGACAAACAGUACGAGAUUCUGUGUGUCAGCCAGUUUACCCUCCAGUGUGUCCUGAAGGGAAACAAGCCUGAUUUCCACCUAGCAAUGCCCACGGAGCAGGCAGAGGGCUUUUACAACAGCUUCCUGGAGCAGCUGCGUAAAACAUACAGGCCGGAGCUUAUCAAAGAUGGCAAGUUUGGGGCCUACAUGCAGGUGCACAUUCAGAAUGAUGGGCCUGUGACCAUAGAGCUGGAAUCGCCAGCACCCGGCACUGCUACCUCUGACCCAAAGCAGCUGUCAAAGCUUGAAAAACAGCAGCAGAGAAAAGAAAAGACCAGAGCUAAGGGACCUUCUGAAUCAAGCAAGGAAAGAAACACUCCCCGAAAAGAAGACCGCAGUGCCAGCAGCGGGGCGGAGGGUGACGUGUCCUCUGAACGGGAGCCGUAGCUCAGGAGGCAGAAUUCAGUGUGUUAUCAUUGGGCAGAACUGGACCCUGAAAAAUUCAAGAUGCUAAGCACCUACACUACUUUAAGAAUUUGGAACUGAAACAUGAAGAGGAAGACAGAAAUAAGAAGUUGGGAACCUGAAUGGCUCUGCAAAAAACACCAAAGGACCGUUUUGUCAUUUUCUGUUGUUGCUGUGUGGAAUGAGGCAGUGGGCACUGCCGGUGGCUCGGGGGGUGGGUGCGCACGUGGUAGAAGGCAUGCACUUGUGCCCCCACAGAAAGGCUGUGUUGGUUUCUGCCACAUCUUGGCUUGCUUUUGAAACAGGCUGGCCUAGCGUCAUUUGUCAUCAAGUCCACUGUGGUGUAUUCUGCGUGUCCAUGGCAGGGGUUCUCCAACACACUCACACUGUCCAUGUUCUUUUUAUUGCUGAUUCAUAAGCCAGAGCCCUUGUUGAAGUGUCAAGAGAGCAAUCAUCAGUGAUAAUGUAUUGUGUGAGACCUUUGCAUCUUGUAAAUUUUCUCUUUUUUCUAAAGAUAAAUAAUAAUAAAAUCCUAAAUCUCAACAAACCACUUUAUUAUCAAACA